Molecule: messenger RNA, 675 nt
Organism: Ilex paraguariensis (yerba mate)
Lineage: Eukaryota; Viridiplantae; Streptophyta; Magnoliopsida; Aquifoliales; Aquifoliaceae
Source: the annotation of a GenBank genome assembly
AUGACAAGUUUCCAACAGGCUAAUGAGUUGGAUGAGGUCCUGGUGAAGUCAUCAUUCCUUGCAGAGCUACAACGCCGAGUCCUUAAAGCUGAGGCUGGUCUGAGAGAGAAAGAAGAGGAGAAUGACAUACUCCACCAACGGCUCCAACAGUACGAGAAUCGUUGGUCUGAAUACGAGCUUAAGAUGAAGUCCAUGGAAGAAGUGUGGCAGAAACAAAUGAGAUCAUUACAGUCUAGCCUUUCCAUUGCAAAGAAGAGCCUGGCCCUUGACGAUUCUGAGAGGAAUUCUGAUGCAUCAGUCAAUUUAAAUGAUGACAGAGACUCUAGUUGGGACAUGGGGAAUAAUUUCAGAGGUCAUGAGAGCAAUCAAUUGAGACCAAUGAGUGCAGGUCUGAGUGUUAUAAGUAGAAUGGCUGAAGAAUUUGAGCAAAGGAGUCAAGUAUUUGGUGAUGAUGCCAAAUUCUUGAUGGAGGUGAAGUCAGGUAAGGUUGAGGCGAGUUUGGACCCGGAUCGUGAGCUUAGACGGUUAAAACAGAUGUUUGAAGCUUGGAAGAAGGACUACGGGGCAAGACUGCGAGAAACAAAGGUGAUCUUGCACAAGCUAGGAAAUGAAGGGACCGGUGACAAGGUGAGAAAAAAGUGGUGGGGAAGGAGGAAUAGCUCAAGGAUAAAUUAA